AGCUCCCAGCAUUUCGGUUCUAAGAUCGACCUUCUGAGCACUUCAUUGCCUGCCAAAUUGCCAGGGCUAUUAGAGUGUGAUUAGAUUGCUUGGCUCUGAGCAUUAGAUAAUCCUACGCAGCUGGGCUUGCUCUGGACCUGGGAUGGCUCCGGACAUCAGCUGCUUCUUUUUAGUGGCCCUCUUCUUGGCCAGUUGCCGAGCCACCACAUCCUCAGAUCAGAAGUGCAUUGAGAAAGAAGUCAACAAAACAUACAACUGUGAAAAUUUAGGUCUCAAUGAAAUUCCUGGCACUUUACCAAACUCAACAGAAUGUUUGGAGUUCAGCUUUAAUGUCUUGCCUACCAUUCAAAACACGACCUUCAGCAGACUUAUCAAUCUCACCUUCCUGGAUUUAACCAGGUGCCAGAUUUACUGGAUACAUGAAGAUACUUUCCAAAGCCAACAUCGGUUAGACACACUUGUACUAACCGCAAAUCCCCUGAUAUUUAUGGCAGAGACAGCACUUAGUGGGCCUAAGGCAUUGAAGCAUCUGUUCUUCAUCCAAACAGGAAUAUCCAGUAUUGAUUUUAUCCCACUGCACAAUCAAAAAACCUUGGAAAGUCUCUAUCUCGGAAGCAACCAUAUUUCCUCCAUUAAGCUCCCCAAAGGUUUCCCAACAGAGAAGCUGAAGGUCCUGGAUUUUCAGAAUAAUGCUAUCCAUUACCUGUCUAAAGAAGAUAUGAGCUCUCUCCAGCAAGCCACUAAUCUGAGCCUUAACUUAAAUGGAAAUGACAUUGCAGGAAUAGAGCUGGGGGCUUUCGACUCAGCUGUCUUCCAAAGUUUAAACUUUGGAGGGACUCAGAACUUGCUAGUUAUCUUCAAGGGUUUGAAGAACUCUACGAUCCAGUCUCUUUGGCUGGGGACAUUUGAGGACAUGGAUGACGAAGAUAUUAGUCCUGCCGUGUUUGAGGGUCUCUGUGAAAUGUCUGUGGAGAGCAUCAACCUACAGAAGCAUUAUUUCUUCAACAUUUCCUCCAACACAUUCCAUUGCUUCAGUGGCCUCCAGGAACUGGACCUAACAGCCACUCACCUGAGUGAAUUGCCUUCUGGACUUGUGGGACUAAGCACACUUAAGAAAUUAGUUCUCAGUGCAAAUAAGUUUGAGAAUUUGUGCCAAAUCAGUGCUUCCAAUUUCCCCUCCCUUACUCACCUUUCCAUCAAGGGCAACACGAAGAGACUUGAGCUCGGUACUGGCUGUUUAGAAAACCUAGAAAAUCUCCGCGAACUUGACCUCAGCCAUGAUGACAUUGAAACUUCUGAUUGUUGCAACCUGCAACUCCGAAACCUGUCUCACUUACAGAGCCUGAACUUGAGCUACAAUGAACCCCUGAGCCUCAAGACGGAGGCAUUCAAAGAAUGCCCUCAGCUAGAACUCCUAGAUUUGGCAUUUACUCGACUAAAGGUGAAAGAUGCACAGAGUCCCUUCCAGAACCUCCAUCUUUUGAAGGUGCUGAAUCUCUCCCACAGCCUCCUUGACAUCAGCAGUGAGCAGCUCUUCGAUGGCCUGCCAGCACUCCAGCAUUUGAACUUACAGGGAAAUCACUUUCCAAAAGGGAAUAUUCAAAAGACCAACUCACUUCAGACACUGGGAAGACUAGAAAUCCUGGUUUUAUCCUUUUGUGAUCUCUCCUCCAUUGACCAGCACGCCUUCACCAGUCUGAAGAUGAUGAAUCAUGUAGACCUGAGUCACAACAGGCUGACAUCCAGUAGCAUUGAGGCUCUUAGUCAUCUUAAGGGGAUCUACCUCAAUCUGGCCUCCAAUCGCAUCAGCAUCAUCCUACCCAGUCUCCUCCCCAUCUUGUCCCAGCAGAGGACCAUUAAUUUAAGACAAAAUCCCCUUGACUGCACUUGCUCAAACAUUUACUUUUUAGAAUGGUACAAAGAAAACAUGCAAAAACUCGAGGACACAGAGGACACUCUUUGCGAAAAUCCCCCAUUGCUGAGGGGAGUCAGGCUCUCCGAUGUCACGCUAUCCUGUAGUAUGGCAGCUGUGGGCAUUUUCUUUCUUAUUGUAUUCUUGCUCGUGUUUGCUAUUUUGCUGAUUUUUGCAGUGAAAUAUUUUCUCAGAUGGAAAUACCAACACAUUUAGCUCAAGAUUUCCAGAGAAGGCAGAUAAAUGUGUUUAGCAAAAUUGUCCCAAGUGAAGAAACUGUCAUCCUUGAGUGACCAGACUUUUCUAUUAGUUCCUAGGGCUGGGCUGGGGGUUCACUGAGCUUUUCUGAACAUAUGUCUUACUCAUAUGAGUCUUCCAUGGUACUGUGGUUGGAGGACCAGACAUGGCUGUGAG
Mus musculus (house mouse) is the source of this 2326-nucleotide messenger RNA. RefSeq names its product CD180 antigen (gene Cd180). Bases 143 to 2128 code for a protein of 661 amino acids. The record is from RefSeq and is marked validated. The transcript has 3 exons. Gene Ontology annotation, biological process: positive regulation of lipopolysaccharide-mediated signaling pathway; cellular response to lipopolysaccharide; lipopolysaccharide-mediated signaling pathway. Gene Ontology annotation, cellular component: plasma membrane. NCBI's taxonomy places the organism in Eukaryota, Metazoa, Chordata, Mammalia, Rodentia, Muridae. Gene Ontology annotation, molecular function: lipopolysaccharide immune receptor activity.